CGCGCGAAGUCAGAGUAGGCACAAGUGUCUCUGAGCAUGUGCAGGGUGCAUUUUCCGCCUCACUGUGCCGGCCACAACCCAUGCCCUUCGCAUCUUGACUCUUCAGUUCAGCGGCUACGGCUUCCGGGGCACACUUAGCCCCGAGUGAGAGGAGCGAAAGGUGCCGUUAUGAUUCCUGCGACUCCACCCAGAAAAAGCAAUCUCUACGAGGCGCUCGGGAUAAUCGAGAAACCGUUAAGACUAUUUCUUCAAAGGAGCCGUUCUGGCCCCCGUUACACUUCCUGCUUUCCUUUCCUCCGCCCCCUGUGCGGCUGGACGCAUCACGCUCCGACACUGACGCACUUCGGCGAAUCUACGGCACGCCAAUUGUGACCAAGAUCAUCACAAGCGGAGGAGGACGGCUCCCCCCCAUCCGGUAAAUAUCUAUGGAAAUGUGCUUCCAAGGAUUGCCCUACAACAGAUGAGCAAAAUUGUUUUAUUUGGAACAGUGCUCUACACUAUCUUCGUUAAGAAUGGAUGUUGAAAAAAAUCAAAAGAACGAUGAAGGUGAUGAGAAUGUACAAAAUGAAUUAGAACAAGAAGCUGCUAAAAAUGUUUCAGCUGAAAAAGCUCACAGUGAGUCUUUCUCUACCUCAAAAACAGACACAUUUUCAACUGAAGGACAGAAAAACCCAGGGGAAAAAACUGCAGAGAGUGCCAUAACCAAACGACCAUUAUCCAAAUCAGCAGAUGAAGACUGUGUAGUAACAAACAUACUUGAAAGUGAACCUGUCUCAAAACGAUUAAAGCUGACUGUUGUAAAACAUGAAGAAGAGAAUGAAGGCAAGCCAUCUAAUGCUACAACGCGUGAAGAUUCUGUUGAUGGGGCAAGUAAUACAACAGUUGAAACUGUAAACGAGGUAGCUAUGAGUGCCAGCCCCAGUAGUGAUGCAUUUAUUUCAAAUGCUUUAUGCGUGCCACAUGAUUUUAAGUCUGAGGAUGAUACUACACAGGAAAUUCAUGUGGCAAAUGAACAUUCCCAAGAUGUUCCAGCACUCCUUCCAGAAUGCACAUCAUCUUUUCAACCUGAUGAAGCCAGUGUUAGCUGUGCCACCAGUUGUGCUGAAAAUGUUUCCAAGUGCAAAAUCUGUGAGGAGAUUUUUUUCACUUAUUCUGAUUUAGAAAAGCAUGUUCAAGAAAAUCACCCUAAACAUUCCAAAGAACAGGUGAACCCACAUUGUACUUAUAAAUGGAAAUACACUCCAUCAUUACAAACACAUAUGAAGCAGGCUGCUGGACAACUUAGAUUAUACUUCUGUGAUCUCUGUGGUUUUCAGUCUUUUGAGAAAGAUCUUCUGCAGACUCAUUUCCUUGGCAAGACCCACCUCCGUCGGCAAAAUCUUGCUGCCCGGGGAGGAUUUGUAAAGACAUUAAUGAAAAAAUCAUUUCAUAAAAAACAGCAGUACCCAGUCAGGGAAAAGAAUGUGAGAACAAAAUCUGCACUUAAUAAACCAAAAAUAAGGAACACAGAUUCAAAUCUGUUAAGAACUUCAAGCAAUAAGAUGAAGUUGAAAACAUGCCACCAACUUUUUGUUGAAAUGGUGCCAUCUAGAAAUAUUUCCACAGAGAACAAUAUCAAUGAAGAAGUCCUUUUCUCCAGUACGGAUGGAAAUGGUGAUGUCCAGGUUGAGAAACCAGAUGUUUCAGAGUCCUCAGAAUGUAAUCCAGAUGUAUUGGAACCUGCUGAAGGUAGUCAAGAGAUAAUUAGCAAUUUAAACAUCGAGGGAACAUUUGAUAGGUUCCCUCAUAAAAGAAACAUCUUAUCACGAAGAAUAACUUUCAAACAAAGUGGUUCUUUUAGAUUAAAUCAGCAAAUUAAAAAACGAUACAAUCUCUUGGGUUUAGGUAAAAGAAACAAGCCUGACUCUAGCUUGAAGCACAACAUUAGGCCAGACUUCAGUCAAGGUGAUUCAUCGCAGGUCCCCCUAAAUGCUUUAGAAACUGAAAACGAUGUUAACCAUUUGUGCAAAGCUGACCCAGAAUCACAGUCACUUAAUCCAGAUGGAGCAAAUGCAUGCUCUUCUGUUACCCUGGAACUUGAGAAUUCUCCAAAGAAAGCUGUUGACAUCCAGACGACUUUACACCCUUGUACUCAUUAUGGAUGUAUGUUGCCAAACACAGGUUUGGAAUUGCCUGUUGACAGAGAUCAUGCAGAAGAACUGAAAUGUCAUUGUCAGACUUGCGGCUAUUCUUGUGCAACCCAGGAAGACUUUGAACUGCACUGUCAAAAGAAUAGCCAUCAUAUGGGUGAUUGCAAGAUAAAUUGCCUGCAGUGUUCAUUUUUUGCCCCGAAUGAUGUAAGCCUUGGGAAGCACAUGCAUGAUGAGCAUGGCAUGUCCCACUGUUGUGUUACCUGCCAUUUGUAUUUUCUAAGUGAAGAAGAAGUAACAGUUCAUAACACAACUGAGCAACAUAUUGCUUUAUUAGCUCAAGAAAAUACUGUUCAACCACUUAAUAGCGUUUUUAGUCUGCAAACAGCAUCUUGUGUUGCAAUGGAAACAAGUGUUCUUCCAAAGGUUGUAGAAGCAAAAAUUCAGCAAGAAAUCCCCAAGCCCUCUGCAGUACAUGCUGGUAAUGAAGUCAAGGAAUCUGUUCUGAGCAGAACCCAGUUUCAGUGUAAAAAAUGUUUUUAUAAAACAAGAUCUUCUUCCGUUCUUACAAGACACAUAAAACUUCGGCAUGGUCAGGAAUAUCAUUUCCUUUGUAAAGCAUGCAACCUCUACUCAUUAAGCAAAGAAGGAAUGGAAAAACACAUCAAGAGAAGUAAACACCUUGAAAAUGCCAGAAAAAAUAAUAUUGGUUUAUGCUUUGAGGAAUGUAUUGAAAGGGUAUGUGUAGGUGAUGGGAAAAAAGUUACAGAGCCUUCUGCUUAUGGGAGUUUAAAGACACUAUCAGAAAAUGAAAACAUGCAGGCACCCUUCUGUUCACUAGAGAAUGUAUCUAUAAACAAGGAGUUGUUUCCAUCGGGUGAAAUAAUUAAAGGCAAUGAGUUGGUUCUGGGUAGUGGUCAAAAGAGAGGAAGACCUAAAGGCACCAUUUCUCGGACAUGCCCCCAUUGUGGUUUAUUGGCUUCCAGUGUUACAAACUUGACAGUUCACAUUCGACGAAAGCAUAGCCACCAGUACAGCUAUUUAUGUAAAGUGUGCAAUUACUAUACUGUAACAAAAGGUGAUAUGGAACGCCAUUGUGCUACAAAGAAGCAUAAAGGCCGUUUGGAAGCCAAUGGGAAACAAAAUGUAGAGAUCAUAGUGUGCCCAGAAAAAGGCAAUGUUGAAACUAGUAGCAAGAAGAUAAACAAUCCAGAAGGUAUUUUGAAUGAACUUGUUGACCAUGGCAGUCAGUGUUCAUAUUUGGACAAUGCUAUUUUGGAAAGCCAGGGAAAAGAUCAGGGCAAUGCUAUCCAUGUGCAAGGUGAAAAUGCGGUUCAGCUUUCCGAAUUGGAUAGAGACAGGAAUUCUUCAGAAAUAAGACAGCAUAUAAUAGCAGAACUGGGUAAUGCUAAUCAAGACGGAGAAACAUUGGUACAAACAAGAUCUGUAAGUGCAAAUGGUAACAAGUGUGCCCAUUGCAAUUUUGUUGCACAUUCUUUUUCUUCACUGGAAGUUCAUAUAAAACGCAAGCAUACUAAAGAAUUUGAAUAUUAUUGCAUGGCCUGUGACUACUAUGCUGUUACUCGCCGAGAGAUGAUUAGGCAUGCAGCAACAGAGAAGCAUAAAAUUAAAAGACAAUCUUAUAUAUGCCCUUCCUCUGGAGGAGAGACAGAUGUGACCGAUAUUGCCAAAGAGCAGCAAUCUACAGAUGAAUUUCAGAUUAUGCUGGAUGGCACAAAAAAACAAACUAAUAUUGAAGAGAAAAGUCUGGAUGCGCAGGUCACUCAGAAAGUGAAGAAAUCUCUUAAUUACUUGGCUUCAGAAGAUGCCGCCACUUCAAAGGUUCCUGAAGAAGAUUAUGUCAUCAAUACUGUAGAUGCUGAGACUGAAGAUGGAGUUGACCAAGGAAGAGAAAAUGCAGUUGGUGAAGAAAAUAUUCAGGAAGGUGUAGUUAAGCUAGGUGAGAUGGCCACACUUAAAGAAACAAUUGACUGUGUCCUGCAGGAAAAUGUAGAAGAUCAAGAAAUGGUCAAGUCAAAUUUUAAUUUUGCAACAGAAAUUGGAAAUAAAAACAGAGCUGUUGGCAAAGAUUCUGCAAACUUGAAUUUGAUGAGAAAUAAGAACAAGUUGGGGGAAGACCACAAAAGAGAAAUUGAAAAUAUUGAAGUACCUGCUGAGGAAAUCAAAAGAGAAGAAAUGCAUUUACCCAUGCUUUCAGAAACAGGUUGCACUCUAGAGCAACAAACCAUUGAUGAAAAUAUUGAAAGAACUAUUAAAACUAUGCAUAACUUACAGGGACAGAAAAGCAUCCAGCAGAGUUCUGCUACAGAGGAAGAGGGAACACUAACAGAUGAGGAAAAUGAAGUUGAAGUGUCAUUAAAUAACAUUUGGGGUUCAGAUGCCUCAGUAGUUGAAGGCAUGCAAGAAAGUAAUGAGGCUUCGGAUGCUUUUACCAGUGUUGAGGGUAGAGUGAAGGAGAUGUCACUGCAAAAUUGUCAGUUUGAUUCUUCUAUAGUAAAAUUAAAAAGCCACGAAGAUGGUUCUGAGCCAAUCGAUCACGUUGCUGAUGGACAGAACCUGAGUGGGCUGAGAGCGUUAAAAGUGGAUGCCCCCCAAGGAGGUGGAAAGAAGAAGAAAGCUGAAGGACAUCCCCUUGGGGAAUCUACACGUAUUCGCUGUGAUGACUGUGGCUUUUUAGCAGAUGGUCUCAGUGGACUAAAUGUUCACAUAGCCAUGAAACAUCCUUCAAAAGAGAAACAUUUCCAUUGUUUACUGUGUGGAAAGUCAUUUUAUACUGAAAGCAACCUUCACCAGCACCUGGCUAGUGCUGGUCACAUGAGAAAUGAACAAGCAAGUGUUGAAGAAUUGCCAGAAGGGGGUGCCACCUUUAAAUGUGUUAAGUGCACUGAACCUUUUGAUUCUGAACAAAAUUUAUUUCUUCAUAUUAAAGAACAACAUGAAGAGCUUCUCCGGGAAGUCAAUAAGUACAUUGUUGAAGAUACUGAGCAAAUAAACCGAGAGAGAGAAGAAAAUAAAGGCAAUAUUUGCAAGUAUUGUGGGAAGAUUUGCAGAAGUAGUAAUUCCAUGGCCUUUCUUGCUCACAUUCGAACCCAUACAGGAUCAAAGCCAUUCAAAUGCAAGAUUUGCCACUUUGCAACAGCUCAACUAGGAGAUGCCAGAAACCAUGUCAAGAGGCACCUUGGGAUGAGGGAAUACAAGUGUCAUGUCUGUGGGGUGGCAUUUGUAAUGAAGAAGCACUUAAAUACACACUUACUGGGAAAACACAGAGUUGGUACACCGAAAGAAAGGAAAUUUACAUGCCCCUUGUGUGACAGAAGUUUCACAGAGAAGUGGGCAAUGAACAAUCAUAUGAAACUUCACACUGGAGAAAAGCCAUACAAGUGCUCAUGGCCUACAUGUCAUUAUUCCUUCCUCACAGCUUCAGCCAUGAAAGACCACUAUAGGACUCAUACAGGCGAGAAGUCAUUCCUAUGUGACCUUUGUGGCUUUGCUGGCGGGACACGUCAUGCCCUCACCAAGCAUCGGAGGCAGCACACAGGAGAGAAACCAUUCAAAUGUGAUGAAUGUAACUUUGCUUCCACAACCCAGUCCCAUCUGACGCGGCACAAACGUGUCCAUACUGGAGAAAAACCCUACAGAUGUCCUUGGUGUGACUACAGGUCUAACUGUGCUGAAAAUAUCCGCAAACAUAUCCUGCACACAGGCAAACAUGAAGGAGUAAAGAUGUACAACUGUCCCAAAUGUGAAUAUGGCACCAAUAUCCCUGUAGAAUUUCGCAACCAUCUGAAAGAACUGCAUGCUGAUAUUGAGAACCCUGACCUAGCUUACCUGCAUGCUGGCAUCGUUUCUAAGUCAUACGAAUGUCGACUAAAGGGUCAGGGAGCUACAUUUGUCGAAACCACCAGCCCUUUCACCACAGCAGCCCUGGAUGAAAUUUCUCCAAUUAAAGAUAAGGUGCUUCAUGAUGGCAGAAGGCAUCUGCAAUCCACUGAACAAGUUCAGCAAGUGAUCAUUAUCCAAGGAUAUGACAGUGAUUUUGCAAUUGAUGCCUCAGUGGAAGAAACGGCAGCAGCUACCCUUCAGACUUUGGCAAUGGCUGGCCAAGUGGCAAGGGUUGUCCAUAUUACGGAAGAUGGACAAGUUAUAACCACAAGUCAAAAUGGCUCUCAUGUGAGCAGCAUUAUUCCAGGGCAAAUACUCACUGAACAACUGUCAGAUGGAAAAACACAAGUGGUAGUUGUCGAAGGCCCUCUAGAAGAAACUGGUAUUGAAGGUGCUGUUUCCAUAGGGACAGCAUCAGACCCUAGUAAUACCAUGAUGCAACAGAUAAUGAGACAUGAAAUCUUAGAACCAUCAGAGGUAACUAGAGUACACCCAUCCGAGUGUGCCUCAGCACUAGAUGCCUUGCUUUGCGCUGUAACAGAACUUGGUGAAGCAGAGAACAAAGCAGAGCUCCUUGACAGGGCACGAUUUCAUCACAAAGAAGCAUUGCAAAUGUCAAAUCCAGAAGCAGACAUUGUUUGUAAUGACAGUAUGGCACGGGAAACACAAAUGUUCCCUGAUGCUCAAGAGACUGAGAAAGAGAGAAAACCCAUAGGAGUAGUAACACAGGUUGUGCACCCAUCUGCCAUAAUUGCAUCUCAGGAGAGAGCACAGGUUACCUUCAAGAAAAUGGUUGAAGGAGUGCUCCAGUUUGCUGUGUGUGAUACAGCUGCAGCAGAUCAGCUGAUGAAAGAAGGUGUCACUCAGGUUAUAUUGAAUGAAGAAGGAACUGUGCAUAUGGUGGCUAGAGAAGGAUCUCAGAUAAUAAUGCAAGAAGCUGGCAGCCAUGCCCUGAGUGUCAAAAGCGAACACAUGGACCUGGUUGGGUCUAAUGGAGAAAUUUCACAAAUCAUUGUCACAGAGGAAAUUGCUCAAGCCAUGGUUCAGGAUCCUAACAGCAAUUACUCUGAUGGUGCAACCCAUUACAUUGUAACAGGAUUACCACAUGAGAUUGAGGAUGAGUCUGGAGUAUACUCACAUACUGUGAUAGAGACAGAUGAGCAUCAAGAGAUUGUGCAGGCUGGGACUGUUAUAAAUUCUAAUAAUGUAUGUGAUGGAAAUGCUGAACACCUAGCUAGUAUGGUCAUUUUUACAGAAGAUGGUUCAGAAACAGCUAUUAUCCAGGGCCAAAGAGAUAGCAAUGAACUUCAAGAAACAUGAAAUGACUCCACCUCUACAGGUUUGUCAAAAGACAAUAUUGGACACUUGGUGACAUUAUAUUUAAUUUCUACGUUGUAAAGCAUUCUUGAAUGGUAUUCGCCUAUCCAAGUACUCAACACAUUCUGUGUGAAGUUAGAAUUGGCAGCCAUGAAUGCUAAACAGAAAGGGAAUACUCAAUUUUUGCAUAAUUAUAAAAUUUGAGUACAAAUAUUGACAAGUUUACAAAAUAAAAUUAAAACAAACACCAAAGGUAUCAAUUUAAUUCUCAUCAUUUGUUUGGGUUAUUUUUGUUUAUUGGCAGUUCAUUGUAUUAUGACAUUCUAGACUUAAUUUAGUGUUUUUUGUGAUUAAUUAUAUUAAACUUGGUUUGAUUUUGCAUAAGGAGAACAAACUAAUAUAUAUAUAUAUGUCCUUAUAUUACCUAGUAGAGCCAUGUAUUGACAAUUCGUCAAUUCAAGUUGUUGUCUACAUAUGUAAUAGUUUCCGUUUCACAAGUUGGCCAGGCAUUCUGAAUACCCCAUUGAUUCCUACUCAAAAUACAAUGUUCUCAAUGAAAUAAUUUCAUGGCAUGUGUUUGAGAUACCAUUGUUUGAAUAUGUUUGGCUUUUUAAUAGCCUUUUUUCCAUUGGGCUUCAAACAGUCCUCUAAAAUCAACACGUAUUACAAAAGAACCUGUUUAUUCAGAAAGGCCUUAAUACCUGUGACUUCAGUUUGAUUUUAUAUAAUGGACUUCUUAAUUUGAAAUAUGUAUUCAGUGCUUUGAUUGUUUUUUUUUUUAAAACUAAUAGAUCUUCACAUAUAUACUGUUCUGGAGUUCAUUUUGUGAAUGACUUUUGGAAACGUUAGAUAAGGUUUCUUAUAUUAAAAAAACCUGCCAUUGAUCUUAACAAGUGGGAAAGAAUUUACCUGGCACUUAUUGCUGGAUCAGAAUGUUAAUUAUCUGUUGUAGACAAGUUCUGACUUUUCAGUGUAAGCUCCUGUUGAAGAAAUCCAAAUGCUUCUGUUUUCUCUAAGAAAUGUAACCUAUAAAGGGAUGAGGUUGGGGGUUUUUUUUUGUUCUUUCCAA
Rhineura floridana is the source of this 8418-nucleotide messenger RNA. It is a transcript of the gene ZNF407, whose product is annotated as zinc finger protein 407. Gene Ontology annotation, molecular function: zinc ion binding; nucleic acid binding. The record is from RefSeq and is a predicted model, not a curated record. The transcript has 10 exons. Gene Ontology annotation, cellular component: nucleus. Lineage: Eukaryota; Metazoa; Chordata; Lepidosauria; Squamata; Rhineuridae. The coding region runs from base 513 to 7352 and encodes 2279 amino acids. Gene Ontology annotation, biological process: regulation of gene expression.